AUGAUCAACAAGGAAACGGAAGCGGCAGAGUUGAGGAAGAAACUCGCACAAGUCAACGAAGAGUUGACCAUGUGGCGAAGGGCAGGCACUCUUAGAUGCAGGAGUAAGCCGUGCCAGGAAGUUUUUAUGACAGAGCAGAGAGAUUCUCUUGCCCGUAUUGCAGCAAAACUCACGAACCAAAACCAUCUCGAUGCAACGCCAGCCGUUAUAUUGCCCUUAGAUCAAACAGUCUAUACGACGUCUUCAAGCACCUCAGCCACGAUGAAUUCAUCCGAUGAUACAUCGAGUUAUCACUCGUUGACGGCCGCGUCGUUAUCUCCUGAUACUGUCAACAUGACCCCUUCUUCACAGCUAGAAUUUCAGUUCCAACCCCACGACCCCAUUGCAACAUUCUCGUCUUCGCAACUUGGAGCAGGAAUAGACAACACAGGCACCUUCGCCCCGGGAAUACACAUGAGCUCAGCCGAGGGCUAUUCCCCAGGGGAGUCUGCUCCCCCACCACACUACAUCUUGUCGCCUAUCGACCAGCAACCGACUUGCUCCAUUCCGAUGUUUACAGAACCUGCCUGGCACUCUGAAGAAUCUCUGGGCCAUCACUAUCAACCUUUGCCUGCAUCAAUGACGACUCAGGUCUCGACGGAAGCGCCGCCGAGGGUAUUGCAUUUCCUCCGGCCUGGGCAGAUAACGCUCUCGAGAAGGCAGAGCGCCCCAGCCUGUUCUCUACCUCUGAUGCCAGGAGAGAAUCCGCCUUUUCGUCUUGAUGGACCGCCCCCUCCGUUGCCGUCCCAUUUAUCAGUAGCUGUGGCGUCGCCGCCGCCGCCUGCUAGCCCUGGCUACACCGACCAGCCGCUGGGUCUGACGGAGGAGCAGCCACAAAUGACGUUCCACCGUGUGGGCGACAAGAAAAAGGGGCGGAUGCAAAUCGCCCAGAGCAACAUCAUACAGCAUAACACUUGCUUCACCAGCGGUUCGGAAACACGGAGCUAUGGCGCUGCGGGAGGAUGGUCGAGUAUGAAUUAUGCCAACACUGGGUUCGGUAUGUGA
This is a messenger RNA of Neurospora tetraspora, 1044 nucleotides long. RefSeq lists its product as uncharacterized. NCBI's taxonomy places the organism in Eukaryota, Fungi, Ascomycota, Sordariomycetes, Sordariales, Sordariaceae. The coding region runs from base 1 to 1044 and encodes 347 amino acids. The record is from RefSeq and is a predicted model, not a curated record. The transcript has 3 exons.